UUCGUGUAGAAUGAACGUAUUUUGAUAGUUACAUUUUUUAUACUUUAUAAUUUUUAUAUGGUUAUUUUAGGAAGGUAAAAUUUUACCAAACUUAAUUUUAGAUACAAAAUUUAUAGUAAAAGUAUCAAGAUGAGGGAAAUCGUCCAUAUCCAGGCUGGACAAUGCGGAAAUCAAAUCGGCGCUAAAUUUUGGGAGGUAAUCUCUGACGAGCACGGCAUCGAUCCCACGGGCGCGUACCAAGGGGACUCUGACCUGCAGCUGGAGCGUAUCAACGUGUACUACAAUGAAGCGACGGGCGGCAAGUACGUACCGCGUGCCGUGCUGGUCGACUUGGAGCCCGGCACCAUGGACUCCGUGCGCUCCGGACCCUUCGGGCAAAUUUUCCGGCCGGACAACUUCGUAUUCGGACAAUCCGGAGCCGGUAACAAUUGGGCCAAGGGUCACUACACCGAGGGGGCGGAGCUGGUGGACUCCGUGCUAGACGUGGUGCGUAAGGAGGCGGAGAGCUGCGACUGCCUUCAAGGAUUCCAGCUGACGCACUCGCUUGGCGGCGGCACGGGCUCUGGGAUGGGCACACUGCUCAUAUCAAAAAUAAGAGAGGAGUAUCCGGACCGCAUAAUGAACACGUUCUCGGUGGUUCCCAGCCCGAAAGUGUCGGACACAGUGGUGGAGCCGUACAAUGCCACGUUGUCUGUUCACCAGCUGGUGGAGAACACUGACGAGACAUUCUGCAUAGACAACGAAGCGCUGUACGACAUUUGCUUCCGCACACUGAAGUUAACGACUCCCACCUAUGGCGAUCUCAACCACCUGGUGUCGGCGACCAUGUCUGGUGUGACGACGUGCCUACGGUUUCCGGGUCAGCUGAAUGCGGACUUGCGCAAGUUGGCCGUCAACAUGGUGCCAUUCCCGCGGCUGCACUUCUUCAUGCCAGGCUUCGCGCCGCUUACAUCGCGCGGUAGCCAGCAGUACCGCGCCCUGAGUGUGCCCGAGCUCACGCAGCAGAUGUUCGACUCCAAGAACAUGAUGGCGGCAUGCGACCCGCGUCGCGGCCGCUAUCUCACCGUGGCUGCCGUCUUCCGCGGCCGCAUGUCCAUGAAGGAGGUGGACGAGCAGAUGCUCAACAUACAAAAUAAAAACAGCAGCUACUUCGUCGAAUGGAUACCUAACAACGUCAAGACCGCCGUUUGUGAUAUUCCACCUCGAGGCUUAAAGAUGUCUGCGACUUUCAUCGGAAACACGACGGCUAUACAGGAACUGUUCAAGAGGAUAUCGGAGCAGUUCACCGCCAUGUUUAGAAGGAAAGCUUUCCUGCACUGGUACACGGGCGAGGGCAUGGACGAGAUGGAGUUCACAGAAGCGGAGAGCAACAUGAACGACUUGGUGUCGGAGUACCAGCAGUACCAGGACGCGACGGCGGACGACGAGGGCGAGUUCGACGAAGAAGUUGAAGAAUAAUUGUUUGUCUUGUCCAAUGUUUUGUGCAUUCCACGUAAAUGUCUUGUCCAUGUUUUAUGCGCUUUGUUAAAUGUUUUGUGCGGUGUUUAGUGUUAGGCGUAACCUAUAUGUAU
Papilio machaon (common yellow swallowtail) is the source of this 1571-nucleotide messenger RNA. Its product is annotated as tubulin beta-4B chain. The record is from RefSeq and is a predicted model, not a curated record. The transcript is spliced from 2 exons. Bases 130 to 1458 code for a protein of 442 amino acids. Gene Ontology annotation, molecular function: GTP binding; GTPase activity; structural constituent of cytoskeleton. Gene Ontology annotation, cellular component: microtubule; cytoplasm. Lineage: Eukaryota; Metazoa; Arthropoda; Insecta; Lepidoptera; Papilionidae. Gene Ontology annotation, biological process: microtubule cytoskeleton organization; mitotic cell cycle.